This is a messenger RNA of Penicillium manginii, 2097 nucleotides long. RefSeq names its product flavin monoamine oxidase family protein. Gene Ontology annotation, biological process: amino acid catabolic process. Lineage: Eukaryota; Fungi; Ascomycota; Eurotiomycetes; Eurotiales; Aspergillaceae. The coding region runs from base 1 to 2097 and encodes 698 amino acids. Gene Ontology annotation, molecular function: polyamine oxidase activity; L-amino-acid oxidase activity. The transcript has a single exon. The record is from RefSeq and is a predicted model, not a curated record.
AUGAGUCGCAAGAUUUUGUUCAUAGUAGCGGCUCUGCUGCUGGGCCAAGCCCAAGCUGUGCCUGACCCGUCGCCAGAGCCUAUCGUUCACGUUACUACUUCCGAUGCUGUUCACCCUGGCGAGCUGGCCAAUGUCUACCUGAAAUGGCGAGGUUAUCCACCUAAAGCUAUCAAAGCUGUUUACGACUCCUGCCUUGACUCCGAUGUGUCAAACCCAAAGGCAAUCAUCGGCCAUUAUACAAUCAAAUACCAACCUCCCCAGCGCUUAGCAUGGGCAGUCCCCAACGAUGCCGAUUCUGCAAACUGCAUUUUCUUAUACAGCGAGAAUCAGAAUGGGGAUUUGGGUCAAGUUAUCGGCAAAAGCAAACCUGUCCAUCUACAACGAAAGGUUCAAAAAAGAUCUACCGCUGAAAUGAACAUUCCUCUCCUGAAAGACUUUGACUCUCUUGGAACUUGGUUUGACGGAGUAUCUGCCAUCAAACAAAAAACCGAUAGCAAUGGGGGUGUUUCAUCUGCAGCCUCGUCCAAAAAUACUUCGAUCGCCAUUGUCGGUGGUGGAAUUUCUGGUCUUGCAACCGCUCUCAUGCUUGAAAGUGUCGGUCUUCAUAAUUGGGAAAUUAUCGAAGCUAGCGACCGGGUUGGAGGACGAUUUCGAACAAAAUACAUGGCCGACACUCAAGAAUGGGCGGAGAUGGGCCCAAUGCGACUCCCACAUUCCGUCACCUACAAAGAGGACAAUGAGACUCUCUUGUACACUGACCACCAACUCACCUUCCAGAUGGCCGAGGUUCUGAAUAAUAUGAACAAAAAUGAUUCUCGCUGGAAAAUUGACUUCAUUCCUUGGGUCCAGCAUCACCCCAAUGAGCUCAUUGCCCAAGGUACCCGUCGACACCCUGAUGGUCGUAUUCCAACGCGUGGGGAAAUCGAGGCCGAUCCAAAUUUGAAAAGUCCGCCAUCCAUGACCAGUUCGGAAUACGAAGAUACCCAAGGCAAGAUGGACGAUAUUUUGAAAAACGCGACAACUCUCAAAUCGAUUCAGAAGAAUGUAUGGCAAGCCCAUAAGAUUGCUAUGGAGGAAGGCUUGGAUGACUGGAGCGAACAGGCCAUGAUGCGCCAUGUCUUCAAAGCCAGCGAGAAUGUGACCGAUCAAAUCUUGACGGAUUCAGACUACGAUGUCUUCUGGGAUGAACUUCAUCACAACUCCAACCUCGGCUUGGAUGGCAGCCCUGGCUCCAUAGGCGAGACUCACUGGCUUUGCAUUGACGGAGGCUUCAGCCGACUUUCCGAGGCUUUCAUGCCCCAUGUCAAAAAUAGACUCGUUCUUAACCGAAAAAUUCGAAAGCUGGAGUCCGUUCGAGGUCCGAAUGGAACAACUCGCUCGCGGUUAUCUUGGUAUCCAAGUGUCACCAAUCGAACCUUUGAGUCAAAGGAAUACGACUACACAAUCAUGGCAGUGCCAUUCACUAUGACUCGCUUCAUGGAUUUACCGACAUUCUCGUCAGUACUGGGACGCGCAAUCAGCGAAGCCGGGGUUCGCUUCAAGUCCGCCUGCAAAGUUGCUCUGCUCUUUUCGGAGCGUUUCUGGGAGAAAGGUGAGCGGCCCAUUUUCGGCGGAUACUCGAAGCCGCCCAGCGAUCCGAUCGGUGCACUUUACUAUCCUGUCUACGGUUUGAACGAAUCACGCCCCGGUCUCAUUAUGCACUACCGUGGAGGAGAUUGGAGCGAUCGCUUCGUCAGUUUCUCGGACGAGGAACAUGUUCAAACCGUACUGGACUCGAUCGUUUCACUGCAUGGUGAACAUGCUAGAGAUCUUUAUACCGGUGACUUCGAGCGUCUCUGCUGGCUUCAAGAUGAACACACUGCGACUGCCUGGUGUAGACCUGAUAUCGAACAGCAUAAGCUCUAUAUCCCGGCCUAUCAUAAGACGGAGCAUAACACAAUCUUUAUCGGAGAACAUACGGCCCCGACCCAUGCCUGGGUGAGUUCUUCAUUGCACUCGUCUAUCCGUGGAUCUGUCCAAUUGCUUUUGGAGUUGGGGCUGGUGGAUGAGGCCAAGGAACUGAACAAGAAGUGGAUGGGUCGCUGGAUCAAACUAUGA